AAAGCCUGGAAAAGUGUGGGAAUCACUUUAUUAUAUUCAUACUCAUUCUAUUCCUAUACAGUUUAAUAUCAUAGAACCUAUAAAACUAUUCAUUAAUUAAUCCCAGAGAAAUCAAUUGUCAGAAUCUCAUUAAUUGCAUUUCCCACAUACCAGUAGAAUUAUUUCUUCAGGUUGCAUUCCAAGUGUUUGAAGAAAUGCCUGAACGAUGGUUUCACUCAUUUUUACACGUACCAAUUUCUUGAAACCUCCUGUUUUCAACACCCUUUUGAGUUUUUCACCAAAAAGAUUUCAUUGCAGAAGAAAAGCUGUGAUUUUUAACCUUGUAUUGGGAAAAAAUAUGUGUUCUUUUCAGUUUUUUAAUAAGCUUAGGAAGGAAAGAACUGAGGAUAGUGUAUAUUGUUGGUGCAAGAAAGGGGAUAUGGAGCUGGAAGAGGAGAUUUUGGCUUUCAUGAAGUUAUCUGAGAAUCCAAAUGCUUUUCCAACAAGGAAAGAAUUGGAAAAAGCUGGAAGAGUUGAUUUGAUUGAAGCUAUAAAAAAGAGAGGAGGGUGGUUUUCGUUCGGUUGGGAAAUUGAGGAUGAUGAUAAAAAUGUGAAUGCUAAUGAAGUUGAGACUGUGGAAAUGGAUUUUGACAUUGAGGAGUUUCAUAGAAGAGUGGAGAGUUGUCAAGACAGUGAUUUAUUACAUGGGAAUGAAGCUCAUUUGCCUGCCUCGUCGUCUGGUAGAUCGAUAGAAACUGUAGCAGAGGAAGAUAGCGGGAUUGAAGGGAUAUUGAGUCGACUAGAAAAAGAGAGAAACUCAUCUCUCGGUAUUGAUCUGGGAAAACAUGGACAUAUUUCUCAUACUUUAAGUAGGGACAACAUAUAUGAUAGAAGCUUUGGAACCACUGAUGCAGACAGGACUGACCUAGGAAAAAAUGGUAGCCUCAGUAAAGGUAGGCCCAUGAAAGGUAUUCAAAGUGAUGGGGAGCUUAACCAUAGCGUUUCACCAGCCAUGUGGAGAAAAUGGAGCAUACAACGCGCAGGCCCUCAGGAUAUAGAUUUUGAAGCCGGUGAGGUUGCCCUGGGUAAAAGUUGGAUUGAAGGUACAACCGAAACUUUGGGAGAUGAUGUAGUUAAUAUCACAGAGAAGAGAAGCAAAGCUUUACAAAGACUGAAAAAUGACAACCACAAUGAGAUAAGCACUCGGCUUCAACAUUUAGAGCUUGAGCUAUCCUUGACACUCCGCUCAUUGAAAUCCAAGAGCGAGGAGUUAAGUUCGAAGGAGGUUUUUGGAAGCUCUCCAAGUGAUUUGCAAAGGCUUUCUGAUGCAUGCGAGUUUCAGGAGAAUGAAAUCAUGAGUGCCCGGGAGAGAUUGAGGUUGAUACGUGCUCAGCUGGCUGUGCUCGAGGGGAAAAUGUUACUUGCAAUAAUUGAUGCGCAGAAGAUGUUAGACGAGAAGCAGAAGAGGAUUGAUAGUGCUAGUAAAGCUUUGCAGCUUCUUCGUACUGCUCGGAUUGUUUGGACUAACUCAGCCUCAGAGGUUCUUCUGGCGGGUUCAUUUGAUGGAUGGACAACUCAGUCAAACCAAGACAAAUGAAACGAGGGAGUAGCAAAAAUCAGGAUUUUUUCAACUUACUAGUCCAAAUCAGAUACAAAGUAUCAGUGAAAUGGAGACUUCAUAAGCCAAGUCCUUGCUGGGGAACUUUAGAAGAUGGCAUACAAAGUGUUUUAAUCUUGUUUUCCAGAAAGUCGCUUGGCAAGUUAGGAGAGGAACUAGAUAAUAAUAUUUUGAAUACGAGUUAAAGAGUUCUGCACCGUCAAGUAGAUCUUGCGAAGGUUGUUCCUAAAGCAUCAAAUGUCUUGAAGAAUGAUGGCGGUGUCUUAAUAAUGAAAACUAUACAUCUCUAUUUCCCCUUCCCCUAAAAGUCCUUGUACGACCGUUGUGAUGUUGAUUUCAAGGGGCUUCUUGUCCUUGACUAGCAGCAUGAUACGAUGCAUUGAAAUGCAGAGAAAGAUGGAAAAAUUGCACACGGGUGUUUUUGCUGUAAGCCUAAAGUUGUAUCCAGGCAGAUAUGAGGUGGGUUUUAUUGAUUACAAUGAAUUUGAGAUCAUUACUGUGUUAUCCUGUCGUAUAUCGAGCCUCGCAUUUCUUUUCGUGCAGAUCAAGUU
Molecule: messenger RNA, 2148 nt
Organism: Lycium ferocissimum
Lineage: Eukaryota; Viridiplantae; Streptophyta; Magnoliopsida; Solanales; Solanaceae
Product: protein PTST homolog 2, chloroplastic-like
Exons: 7
Coding region: 206-1576 (456 amino acids)
Source: RefSeq, a predicted model, not a curated record